This is a messenger RNA of Saccostrea cuccullata (small rock oyster), 1666 nucleotides long. RefSeq names its product KICSTOR complex protein ITFG2-like. The transcript has 12 exons. NCBI's taxonomy places the organism in Eukaryota, Metazoa, Mollusca, Bivalvia, Ostreida, Ostreidae. Gene Ontology annotation, biological process: regulation of TOR signaling. The coding region runs from base 37 to 1284 and encodes 415 amino acids. The record is from RefSeq and is a predicted model, not a curated record. Gene Ontology annotation, cellular component: KICSTOR complex.
UCGUUUUUCUUGUUUGUGAAAAAAUGUCAGAAAAACAUGUGGCGUAAUGUAUCUUUUGUAGAAAGAAUAGAACUUGAUUUUUCGGGAAAUUUAUUUAACCAUGCAAUUGUUCUUGGUGAUGUAGAUAAUGAUCAGGGACACGAGUUAGUUGUUGGCAAUACAGAUGGAGAACUGGCCAUUUUUAAGGGAACCUCAAGAUCUCCAUGGAAGAGGUGUUCUGGUCUUGGAAUGAUAACAUGCAUAGGAGUUGGAGAUGUAUUCAAUAAAGGAAAGAAUGUAUUGGUUGUGCUGACAGCAGAAGGGUGGUGUAAUAUAUUUGAUAUCAAGUCUGAGCCUGCUACAGAUACUACUAAAGAUCCGGACACAGUUGGGGAGAAUAUAACCCCCUCCUUUACUCAGCACCUCCCAGCCAACGGUAAAGUUCUACUGAUAGAGGACGUUGAUGGGGAUGGUAAGGUUGAGCUGACAGUGGCGUAUUCUGAUCGUGUGGUGCGGUGUUUCCGAUGGAGCACCGUGCAGGAUCCAGAGACAGAAAUCAUCUCAGAUAACCUGAUACAGACUCAGAAAUGGCAGCUAGCGGGACAGAUUAGUUCUCUGACCGUGAAUUUUACAGAAGAUGGACAUCCAGAACUUCUGGUUGCUCAGCCUGGAGGAGACUAUGUAACAAUGACCUUUAAACAGGGGUCAGAAAUCGACCUCUCUGGUAAUGAAGGGUAUAAUGAGGAAGUAUUGAAGUCUGAUCAGAGGGCGAACCAGACGGUAUCUACAGAAAUCCUGGGUGGAAUUUCCAAACAGAGAACAAAACAGCCGGGGACCUACUACGCCAUCUGUACCCUGGAUGGUAACUUACUAUUAGUGGAGAAGAAACAAAUUCUCUGGUCUCUACAAGUUGAUCAUCAGCUGUUCUCACUGAAGAAGUUGGAUGUCACAGGUAAUGGUAAAGAAGAGGUGGUUUGUUGUUCCUGGGAUGGUCAGACAUACAUAGUCAAUCACAACAGAGCCGUCGUUAGAUAUCAAUUCCAGGAGAACGUCACCGCCUUCACAGCAGGGCUUUAUGGAGGAGACAACAACCCUAGCUUUGUGUAUGCUACCUAUAACAAUAAGAUUUACAUCUACAACAACAUACAGCUGCCCCAGGUGGAGUCUACUAAUCUAAUAGAAGUGAUGGAGAGACGAGAGAACACGCAGGAACUGUUAGAAAAGAUCGGAUUACAGGAUCCACAUCCAAGUCAGCUACGAGAUUUAUACCAUUGGUUGUUGUAUGGAUGGAGGGGCUACACCUGAAAUUGACAUUGCCUUUAAUACUUAGAAGAGAGCUAUAUGACUUAGGUGUGAUGAUAAAAAGACCCAGGUGUUUUCCUUUGACCAGCAGAUAGCAGUCAAAAGGAUUCCUACACAUAUCUAUUAUUUUACUUUAGAUGCUAUAAAAUCACUAAUUUUUGUGGGAUUUGAAGAAAAAUUUCUUGUUGCUAAGAUUUGAUUUGGUGACUGUAAAGUGUAGAGGUGGUAUUCAUUUACAUUUCUAAGAGGACACGAGUUUGUAGGUCUCUGCAUUCCAUGGAAGCAACAAAAAUCAACAGGCGUAUUGAAAUGAUUCACAUGUAGUUUGAUCUCAACUUUUGAAAGUUCUUCCUUUGUUGAUAACAUAAUGUAGCUGUUUAUUCAA